AUGACGGACGUCCCCCCUAGAGACGACAUGAGUGACACUGCCUCGCAUGCCGCUGCCCCGCAAAAUGCGGAGUCGGGCCUGCCAUCGAACGCACGCAGCCCAUCGGUGUCCGUGCCAGAGCCCUCAUCGGCCCUGCAUGAUGGCGAGUCAGGCCAUGAGGAAGAUGCGUCGCACGCGGCGGAAACGAGUGGUCCUGAUGCUACUACGAGCACAGAGGCACCAACAGAGUUGCCCCACGAGGUGUCACCCGAGUCGCGCAAGCGACAGGGAUCACCGGGCGCCGAUACCGAAGGCCGAGACAAGCGACCCCGCAAUGAAGAAAAGGGCCCUGCGUCGGCACCUCCCGAGACUUCGUCGAGCUCGGCGAGUGCCGCAGGGAACAAACCCACGGCAUCGCAGUUGAAGGAUACCAUUGCGCAUAAUGCUAACGCAGGCAACCUCGAUGUCUACGUGUGGGAGUACCUGAAACGACGAAACCUGUCCAAGACGGCCGCGUCGCUUGUCGAAGAGGCGGGACUGCCAUCUGAGCCUGAUGUGCCAAUUCGCCUGCCGCGAGGCUUGCUAUUUGAGUACUGGACGCUGUUUUGGGAUCUGUUCCGGUCACGCGUUGGUCUCGGCACGCGCGAGGCUGCGCUGUUUGGCGACUACCUGGAGAACCGGCGGCGCCAGGCAAUCCAGGAGGCCAAGACCAAGUCGUUCACCGCACCUCUUUUCCCCGAUGCCGCCACCGGACUGGCGGCCACGACGGCCGAGUCGCCGGCUACCGGUCUGAACCUGGGCCUCGCGACUGCCGCUGCUGCACCGCUUGCGACAGAUGCAGCACAGAGGCUGAUGCUCUCGCAGGAUUCGACCGGCGUGCCCGCCUUGGGGCCUGCUGCGCCGAUUGGCGCGCAAGCGCCAGGCACAAGUCCGAAUGGGAAGAUGCAAAGAGCGAGCUCUUCGCCUUCUUCGCCUGUUGUGCUUACGGGCAUGCCAUCGACGCCAGCGAGCUCCGCACAGAAUGGAACAGCACCAGGGCCUGUACAGGCCGCGAACGCGUCUGCCCCGACCUUGCCGACGCAGUCGUUGGUCCAGGGCCGCGCGCCUUCGUCGUCGCAGACGUCUUCGAGUGGCCCUGCGCCGCUGACCCAGCCGCAGCAGACACCGCAGAUGCGGAACCAGAACGUUCCCAUAUCAACGGCUCCACCGAAUGGGACGAUGGCUCAGGUGCCGCCGCUAUCGAUGAAGCCUGCUGCGCCGAAUGGGAUGGCAGGAGGUACCGGGCCCGCGACGCCGUCGCUACAGCAGCAGCAGCAGCAGCAACAGCAACAACAACAACAGCAGCAGCAGCAGCAGCAGCAGCAGCAAAUGCAAAUGCAGAUGCAGAUGCAGAUGCAGAUGCAGCAGGCGUUAGCGCGGGGCCAGAUGGGGCAGAGCGUGAACCCGGCUAUGCUCACGCCGCAGCAGCAGCAGCAGCUUCUCGUCACAGCAGCGAUGCGGCAGGGCAUUCCGCUGGACGAGCUGAAAAACAUGGCGCCUGCGGCGCGGAUGGCGCUGCUGAACAGUGUGCUGCCGAAUGCGGCGCAGACGGCGGCGAUGGCGGCGAUGCAGGCACAAGGGCCGCGUACGAACGAUCCGCAGAUGCAGGCCCGUCUGCUGCUCCAGCAGCAGCAACUAAUGCAGAUGCAGCAGAUGCAGGGCCAUGCGGCUGCACAGAACAAAACGUCCCCCUCUUCGCCGGCGACGUUCCAAGCGCUGUUUAACCGGCCGGGGCAGCGCCUGGGGACGCCGUCGCAAUUGGGAGCGAACAAGCCUGUGGGCAACGGCGCCGAGCCUGGUGCGGCGCCGAACCAGGCGAGCGAUCCGCAGACGGCGCAGCAUGCCCUCGGGCAGCGGCCGAUGGGCAUGCAGAUGCCGGUGCAGCUGACGCCGCAGCAGCGGCAAAUGCUGCUGAUGCAGUACCAGACGCUGCAAACGGCGAUGAAAAACGAGUGGGUAAAGGCGCAGAACGCGCCUGUGCCCGCGAUGGCGCAACAGUGUAUGGCGACGGUGCAGCAGCUGCAAGCGAAGCUGCAGUCUAUGGCCGCCCUACUGCAGAGCGAUCCUGCGCAGCCGGGUGGGGCCGCGGCAUUCACGGGCGACGGCCAGGGCCAGGCGAUGUUGCAGCACCUACAGCAGCAGGCGCAGGUGUCGAACGGCGCGGGUGCUGCGCUCUUGGGCCAGACGCACCUGGGGCCCAUGAUGAAUGCGCCGACGCAGGGCCAGGCGCCCCGGCCGAAUGGUUUUGGCGACGUGGAUGUGAAUGGCCACAGCGCGGCGAUGGCGCCAUACUUUGGCAUGGGCGGCAGCGGUCCGGCAUCGCUAGCGAUGCAGCAGCAGCGCCGCACCCCCGGGCAAGCGCCCGUGCAGCCGUCCGGUGUCGGCGUGCGGCCGCCCAUGAUGGGCCCGGACGGGCAUUCUCAGGGUAUGGUCGCGGGGAUGAUGCCGCAGGCGGCGCGGGGCAGUGCAACGGCACCAGCGACGCCGCAGGCGGCGCACGCCACCGUGCCGGGCGGUGCGAACGGUGCGGGCCCUGCGGCUGUGAACAAGGGCGGGCGCGGUGGCCAUGUGCGGCCGCCUGUUUCGACGCCGGGGCGGCCAGACAUGCCGAUGAGCCCGUGGCAGCCGCCGGCAGGUGCGCAGGACUCGCCGUCGAGUGCGUCGGGGAAGAAGGACCGGCUGCGGAAGCCGGGCCGCCCGGCUGCAAACAAGACGCCGGUACUGCCUGCGCGUACGCCGUGGAACGAGGGUGGCCAGGAGGAGCCGGUGCCGAAGGAGGAGCCGAGCGAGUGGGAGGCGGGAGGCAAGGGCGAGAGCGAUAUGCCGUCGCAGACGCGCUCGAUCGGCGGGGACGGCCAGGCGCAGUCGAUCCUGGAUUCGAUGCCGUCGAUGAUGGACGAUGUCACGUCGGGUCUCGCCAUGUCGUCUGGGUCCGGCCUCUCGUCGGGUGCGCCGCCGGGUGGGCCCAGCGACGACUUUUCGGCCAUGUUUGGCGUGUCGGACAUUUUCGACUUUGAUUUCGAUGGCGGCGACGGGGCCGGCUCGCAAGCCGGCGGGCUGUUGUCCGGCGCAGCGCCUAUCGCCUCCGAGCCGAGCGAUGGCGCAGCAGCCGGCCGCGAUGCGACGGGUGCCUAG
Molecule: messenger RNA, 3153 nt
Organism: Malassezia sympodialis ATCC 42132
Lineage: Eukaryota; Fungi; Basidiomycota; Malasseziomycetes; Malasseziales; Malasseziaceae
Product: LisH domain-containing protein
Molecular function (GO): transcription corepressor activity; protein binding
Source: RefSeq, a predicted model, not a curated record